Molecule: messenger RNA, 11935 nt
Organism: Apis mellifera (honey bee)
Lineage: Eukaryota; Metazoa; Arthropoda; Insecta; Hymenoptera; Apidae
Gene: Octalpha2R
Product: alpha-2A adrenergic receptor
Exons: 3
Coding region: 3416-5638 (740 amino acids)
Biological process (GO): adenylate cyclase-activating adrenergic receptor signaling pathway
Cellular component (GO): membrane
Molecular function (GO): G protein-coupled amine receptor activity
Source: RefSeq, a predicted model, not a curated record
CUCGCGUCCCCCGACUCCGUCAGACGGCGCCCCGACGCUGGUACCGUCGGACGGACCGGUCGGUCGGGCCACCAGUCAGCCUCCAGUGAGCCAGCCAACCUCUCUCUCUCCCUCUCGCACGUAGAGGCGCGCGCGCGCGCGCCGCCGCGUCCUCUCGCCCGCACACGUACGCAUACACAGAGACACGCGUUGUAGGAGCACAGACACACGUACGGUCGGUGGCGUGCACACGAAGAGCGGCUGUGUGCGAGUUACAUGCACACGGCCCCUCGCCUUCUUUCUCGCUCCAUCCCACCCCGCCGAACAUCCCUCCUCGUCGCGCGACGAUCCUGCGAGGAGAGGUCUCGAUCCGGCGAACGACACGAGAGGGAGUCCGAGUUCCUGGCUCGUCCCUCGCGGCUGCAGUGCGUUCCCAAACAUCCACGAGGCAAGCUCGAGGUGUCCGCACGUACGCACGCACGCACGCACGCAACACCACGUUCAAGGACCACGAGGAUCCUUCCUCCCCCUUUUCUCGACCGUUCGAUAACGCGUUCGCUCCAAGGACGCACCACGUACAACAACAACAACUCUGCCCAACGAUUCUUCAACUCGAGAGAGAGAGAGAGAGACGCGGUCAACUUCGUUUCCCUCUCCCUCCCCGUUCUUCCUCCAAGAGCGAAGAAUAUAUUUGGGACACCGCACAGCCGCACGGAUCUCGUAUUUUUCGCAUCUGCGUGCCGACCUCGCUCCCUCCACAGCCUCGCUCGUGGAGAGAAGAGAAGGAGAGGAACCAACAGCCUUCUGACAGUUUUCCCGCGCGUGUUUACACCGCUGUGUAACUCUCCCUUGUGUUAAGCUGCCGCCGCCGCCGCUUGUCGUGCUCCGUUUCGAGGGGAUUCGUCGUUCCGCGAGGAUCGUGCGUGCGACGGUGACGGGCCUCGCGACUGCGACGCGGAAAUCCUGCUCUCUCUCUCUCUCGACGUCUCGACGAGCGCACGAGGUAAGAGGCGAACAGCUGCGAGGAAAGGAGAGUUGUGGAGAGAGUUGUGUUAACGAACGAGGAUCAUCGGUGGAGAGAGAGCGGCUUCCUCCCAUGGGAGAUGAUUCGAAGGGGAACGAGCGGCGGACGCCAGUUCGGGUGGAGAAGGUAGCAGCGUGACGGGCCGAAGGACGAGAUACUUCUCCUCGACCGGAUUUCGCGACCAGAGUCAGGAAGAAGCUGAUGACAGUGGGUGCCGGAGGAGUCCAGGGAUUGUUCCACCUCUCGCUCUUCCCGUAUUGAACGACGUGUUGUCGGGUGUCGAUCAGCUGACCGUGUGUUUCUUUCUUUUCUUUUUUUCUUCUUCUUUUCAAAGGGGGGGUGGUGACACGGUUCCGUGCGCGAGGAGGACUCGAACGAGGAGGAGGAGGAAGAGGUUAAGGUUCGAGCGACCAGGUGUGCGCGAACGAAGGAUCCUGUUGAUCCUCGCGUGUGAGACGAAAGGAAGAGGGGUGAAAAGGGACGAUCAACGCAAUCGUGCAAAUAGAAUCGUGGUGAUGAUGACGGGUCGAGGACGCCGACUCUGAUCUCUGGGAAGAAGGCGCGUCUCUCUCGGAUGAGUUCUCCUUUUUUUUCCCUCCCCCUUCCCCCUUUCUCUCUUCUCCCCUCCUUCCUCCAUACUCCCUCCUCCCUCGAGCCAUUUUCUCGUAGCUCCCAACACUUUAACGGAUAAUAAUUCAAAUAAUAACGAGUAACAAAUUAAAAUAAUUAAAUGAUAACGAGUAAUUGAUAAUAAAAAAAGAAUGAUAAUAAAUCGAUUUACGAUAAUACGACUAAGGACCAUCGAUGAGAAUCGAGCCUCGAACGUGGAGUUAAAGAGAGAGAAAGAAAAAUUCUAAUUAGAUUCUAACUUAUGUGUAAACGUAUAUAUAGAUAAUAUCGUUUUUACGAGUCAAUCCGGUGUGCGCGAUUACGUGUGCGUGUGUCUGUGCGUGCGUAGAGUCGAAUUAAUUAAAUAAAUACACGAAUGAAUAAAUAAAUCUGUGUCGCGCGUGUUUCUUUUCGUUUUCUCCUCGCAGUUUUUCUUCCCUCGUCGUCGUCGUCGUCGUCGCGUGUGUAGUUUCCAUUUCUAUUUUUCUCCCCUCGCGUUAAAACAGGGCGAGUUUGGACGCGUGUUUAACUCGUAAACAAUUCGCAAAAAAAGAAAAAGAAAAAGAAAAAGAAAAAAAAAAAAGAAAAAAAAAGUCGCAAGUCGGAGCAGUACGGGUAUAUAGUAUCCAAGCGCUUAACCUUUUUUAGCCGUGGCGCGUUAAUUAAUUAACUCGGAGGGGGCGUAUCGUUUCGAGAAACGGGCGGGCGUCGAGAGUCGCGAAAUAUCUCGACUUGUCCGAGCGAGUAUCGAGUAUCGUGAGCUCACACAUAUGCCUCGGUGUCGAUUCCAAACCCGAUAAAUUUCGCGGGAGAGAGAGAGAAAGAGAGAGAGAGAAAAGAUCGAGGCGCGAGUCAUCGUCGUUUCAACGCGCGUUCAAAGGUGUUCUCUCUCUCGAGCCUGGAUCGAGAUCGUUUAAAUCUUAAGGGAGAAAUUGAUGAAAAAGGAGAAAAAAAAAAAGAAAAAGGGGGACCAAUUUUUCACACCCAUUCUCCUAGGGGUCUAGUUUCCACUUCUCGCCCUCCUCCGCAUCGCCGACCUCUUUUCCUCCAUUGUACGUCCACACCUGACUAAUAACCUGACCCGUAUCGAUAUCCCCUUACCGGAAUUAUCCGUGAAUCUCUCCACGUCGUAUCUUUCUCCGUAUUAACUCCGUCGAGAUCGAGGAGAAUACGCGAGAGUCCGCGAGAUCACGCAAGCAAUAAAUCAAGGGCCAAUCCUCUCUAACGACAGUACACCACAGCAGAGGGUGAACAGGUGUAUAUAUAGGUGGUAUGCAGCGAUCGAGCGAUCGCCUGUAAAGGAAAAAAAGGAAGAGAAAAAAGAGACAUUUCGUCGAUCGAGGAUAGUAUAAAGAAUCGAGCAAUUAAAAUUUAAAGGGGGAAACAGCAUCAACAGUUGUACGCGUGGACCAGUUUCAUCUCCUCUCUUUUCACCUCUCUUCUCUCUCUUUCUUUCCCUCUCUCUCUUUUCCCCACUCUGCGAAGGGAAGAACUCGAGAGAGAGAGAGAGAGAGGAAAGGAAGGAAAGGAUCGAAGGGGAUCGAGAGAGAAGGGGAGAGAGAGGAAGCCGGCGGGGGCCGAGUAAAGAGAGAAGGUCGGCAUUGCCCCGUUUUUUAACGACGAUGACAUUAUCCUGAAACGGGCAUGACGCCCCUGGCCUCGAGAUGCGACGAGACCACCACCAUCCUGCUGCUCCUCCUACUCGAGCUUGCACCAGGUGCACGCUGCUACUCGCGCGCGGCCACCACGCCCGCCUCGACUUUGUCGAGAUAGCAUCUACAGUCGACGGCGAGGGUGCGAGUGAUGCCGCUCCUCGGCACCAUUAUGACCAUCGACGCCGCCGGUAGUCCGACUACGGCGUCCAACAGCGUCCUCGACGAGAACAUGACGUGGCCUCGACCGACCGGUGGCUAUACGUCUUCCGCUAACGAGCCACACGCGAUCGACACCGUCACCAUCCUCACCGACGACCGCCACCGACCACUGUCCACGACCGGACCCGACCACGUGGCCACGACACUCGUCGAUCGUGCUAGCACCGGCCCAACACCCAGCGUCCCGGCCGAUCGGCGACCACCGGCCACCGACCAGGAGACCGAGAUCGCCGCUCUUCCACCGACCACCACCGAGGAGAUCGAGACUGAAACCGAAACCGAGAUCGAGAUCGAGAGGAGCACGACAUCGGGAGAAGAACAACGAGCGGAAGAAGAGGAGGAUUGUGCCUGCGGCGGAUACGAGGAUACGAGCAGACUUCCCUUCCUCGUGGCCGGCGAGGAUCUCGAGGCUGGAAGCAACAACACUGGGAGCGUGGACGGUAGCAGCCCGGGAAGUAUCAUCGAGGAAGCUAGCACGGGGGUCGGUGGUAGCACGACGAGCACGAGCACGAGCACGGAUCUGGAAGACGUGGAAGGAUUAAGGGAGUUGGAAGUGCUGUUCGGGUUGAACGGCAUAAUGGAGGACCUGGAUGGAUCGUUCAACGACUCUUUCAACGAGAGUCUAUUGUUCCCGUGCAACGGUAGCCUGUGCAACGAGACGUACGUGGUGCUCGGGGAGAGCCUGUACCCGUCCGGGUACACGAUUCUUCAAAUAGUCCUGGCGUCCGUCCUCGUCACGCUGUUGAUGAUCGUGAUCGUGGUCGGGAACAUGCUUGUGAUAAUCGCGAUCGCGACCGAGAAGGCGUUGAAAAACAUACAGAAUUGGUUCAUAGCGAGUUUGGCGGUGGCCGAUUUCUUCCUAGGCCUCGUAAUCAUGCCCUUCUCGUUGGCCAACGAGAUCAUGGGAUAUUGGAUCUUUGGGUACUGGUGGUGCGACAUUUACUCGGCCAUGGACGUGUUGCUGUGCACGGCGAGCAUCAUGAACUUGUGUCUGAUAAGCUUGGACAGGUACUGGAGCAUCACGCAGGCGGUGGAUUAUCUGAAGAAGAGAACUCCCGCAAGAGCGGCCCUCAUGAUCGCGCUUGUGUGGCUCCUGUCCGCCCUCGUUUGCAUCCCCCCCCUCCUCGGAUGGAAGAGACCCACGCCGGCUGAAGAGUAUCCCAAGUGUAAGCUUUCAGAGGACAUAGGCUACGUCCUUUACUCGGCGCUCGGCAGCUUCUACAUCCCGUCGUGCAUCAUGGUGUUCGUGUACAUACGCAUUUACUUCGCAGCGAAGGCGCGGGCGCGGCGCGGGAUCCGGAAGCCGCGUCCACGCGCGGUCGUGCCGCCCGAGUCGCCGGACGUCAGGCAGACGAGCUUCACGCAGAGCACGCCCGCCACCGAGGCGAAGAAGCCGCCUUCCGGCUCCGCCAUGGAGAACGUCGCCACCAUCGAGAACCAGCCCGUUCAGAUACCCAUCGUCACGUGCGACUUUGCCAGCGACGUCAGCACCUCCGAGGCGGAUCCCGGAGGGGGGAGCAGUAUCCCCAUGGAGGAGAAGGACACGCUCAAGGUGACGAUGCCGGUUCCGGUGCAAAAGAGCAGCCUGAAGGCGACGCUGUCCGUGAACGGUGACGGGCAGCAAUCGAGCGUCCCGUCCCGAUGCAGGGCGCCCAGCGUCGGUAUCGACGUGGACAUGGUGUCCGAGUUCGAUCCGUCGUCGUCGGACAGCGGCGUCGUUUCGAGAUGCGCGGUCGUCAAGCCGCUCAAGCUUCGCCUCUGCCAGCCCAUAUUCGGGCGGAGGAACAUCGGCAAGCUGAGAAGGGAGCACGGGGGGGACGGGGGCCGCGCGGGCGGCAAGGACGAGGCGGGCGGCGAGGCCAAGUCGUCCAAGCCGCGGGACCCGGAGAGAGAGAAGAGGAGACUGGCGAGGAAGAAGGAGAAACGGGCCACGCUGAUACUCGGCUUCAUAAUGGGCAGCUUCAUAGCUUGCUGGCUGCCGUUCUUCGUCCUCUACAUCGCGAAACCCCUCUUCCCGAACGUCAAGAUACCGAUCCAGGCGUUCGUGAUCGCUUUCUGGCUCGGUUACAUGAACUCUGCCCUCAACCCCUUCAUAUACACCGUCUUCAACAAGGACUUCCGCCGCGCUUUCCGCAGGAUACUCUUCAAAUAAUCCCGUCGUCCCUGGACGAACGUUCGCGAACCAGUUCUUCCAGGCAAAAGAAACGAGAAUCGCGGGGCGUGCGGAUCGCUCUCGCGGUUGGACCGGGGUGGAACGCCGAUCGUAGGAUCCAGCAAGAGCAUCUGAACUCUCCUUCUCCUCGUCGAGAGGCAGACGGAGUUUAGAAUUAUCCUCUUUUUCUAUUCAAACGCGCGUUCAAAUUGUCGUCCAGCGGAUUGGACCACGCGCGAGAGAAAGAGUUUAAAAAAGCGCGUUUUGUUCCAGAAGCUUAAAAGCUCGUCGACGACGAAUUAUUCGACCGAGCUACGUCGAAUCGAUGAAUCUUUCGCUCGAGAUGUGAUCCGCGCCAACAGUGUUUCGCCAACAGCUGCCGCCUCUCGGGAUACGGAUACGCGAACUUCCGACUGGUUGUCGAUUCAACGUGACACCAUCCGAGACGGAUGGAAUUCGGGAGGGACUCGAAUUAAUCCAUCGAAAAGUGUCCAAGACAGUGUUAUUGUCCCCUCCGUUCAUCCUUGAUUUACGGAGAUCGAGCCUCGAAAUCGAGCCUCCUCUCGCCCACCACCUCUAUCUUCCUUCCCGACGGGGAAACGGAACGAGAGAGAGAGAGAGAGAGAGAGACGGCAAGUACACGGCCUGUUCUUCUCCGAUAUUCCGUGUAUAUUCCUCCCUCUCCUUGCAGAUUGUAAAAAAUAAUUAAACGUCGCGACAAUCCACUUAAUUAUCGAUGUAUCGUGAAUGUAGAUAUGUAUAGCAUAUGCGUGUGUGUAUAUAAUGCCCUCCCCGCGUAUAUUGAAGAUAUAUAUCUGUAUAUAUGUAUCUUCAAUACGAAUCGUAGGGGAGUUUGGAUGAAAGAGGACACUUCUGUCUAGUUUCGCUCGAUUUCACGCCGAAAUUAUUCUUCGAUUCGUGUAUUUGAAAUUUCCGAUGCGCGAGUAAUCGAAGUUUUCUUCGAGAAGAGAGAGAGAGAAUCGUGCGUGCGUGUGUGUAUGCGUGUGCGUGUGAAUAAGACGAAAAGUGACGGAAGAAAGAGGGAGAGAUUUCUCUCGCCCCGAUCGAGACGAUUUUUCGGGGAGGAAUUAUCGCGAAACUGACGAUGCGUUCUCACGGAGGGACGAGGAUCUCGAAGCGAGAUCUCAUUGGAUUCGAAUGAAAGCAUGUUGUCUAUUAUAAAUAGACGUGUCACACAAGCGUUCAAAGGGGCGGUUUAAUCAAAUUUUUAAACCGCGCUUUUUUCCAAUUUUAUCGAUUUAAAGAAUUGGAAGGAGAGCGAGAAGGAAAGAAGAAGAAUCGUAGGAACUUUUCCGGUUUGGAAACAAAAUGGGAUGGUGGGGGAGGAAAGGGAAGAAACACGGGGAGAAGAUUAUCUCGGACGAUGGAUUUGGGAUCAGAUCGUCGGAUGUUAAAAGCAAGGGAGGGAAGGGAUUGUUAAUAACCAGUGGCCAGUAUCGGCGAGCAGCGUCGAAGUGUUAUUGCGUGGAAGUUUAACGUCACGCAUCAGCAAUAAACAAGUAACAAGUUGUUUAUAUACGAGGGAGGCAUACGUAUUUUGCAAUAAAAUGAAAUUGAACAAACACCUAGUUAAUAAUAAUUAUUAUUAUUACUCGUGCCACUAUCGAGAGGGAUACGGAAGGGUUGUUGCUGUUGUCGUUAAAUGGACGCGUUUCUAAUUAAAAUAUGUACAAUAGAAUUCCAUUCAACCGUACUCCAUUCAACGGAACGAAAUUUUCGUAAUUAAGCCAACUCUACCCGAGAGUUUCCUAUUAUCUGGAUUAGUUGUAAGCGUCGCUCGAAUCACACGUCUCUGGCUACAACAAAUGAAAAUAUAAAUACAACGACGUAUAAUAGAAGGACGAGCCGCGUUGAUUCGAGGAAACGUGUUACGUGUUAUUGAAUUCACGUACGGUCAAUUAUAAAGACAUCUCGAAAAAUUUUCAUUUCACAAAUGCGUAGAGAAUAGGGUUGUAUGUGGAGCAAUUGGUUUCUCGACCAAAGAAUUGAUUUUAUCAUUUUUCGUGCAAUUUCGAUUGAAAAAUAAUCUUUCUUUCUUUCUUUUUUUUUUACAACAGGAUGUCGAAAGGACAAACUGAUAUUAUAGGAAACUGAUAAAGGACAAAGUGAUAUUAUAUUAGAAAAUUUCUCUGUGUAUAAUCCAUUUGUGAUCUAUCGUAUUAUAUCUCAUAAUCUAAGCCCGAAUUCCUGUAAUUUAUUCGAAAAUUACAACGAGCGAAGGAAUUCGGCUAACAAUUUACACGAACUCCAUGUGAAUGGAAUUCUACCAUACAAAAAAAUAUAUACUGUAUGAAAUCUCACCGAUGUUUAUUCGUUCUCGCGUAGUUAAACGUGCGACGACUUUAAAAAAAAUUCGCACGAAAAGGGAAGGAAAAGAAGAGGAUGCAAUGUUCGCUCGCCAAGGAUUAAUUUCGAUGUGUGAAAUAUUCAAUUUUGUUGCUCCUUUGUUCAAAGAUAAACGGCCAGUUUUAUUUGUUUAUAUUGACACCGCCAACACGAAGGAGAGACCUGCGCCCUUUCAAUUAUUACGCAGCAUUGCGCAAUGUUUGCGCGCCAAUUCGCCAAUUAUAAUUUAACGCCUGCUCGUCCAAUCUAUCCUCGAACUCGAUCAAACUUAACGUCUUAAAAAUCUGCCAUCUUCCCUCUUUUCAACCGCAGAUUCAUUUUGCGUAAAUUAGAUCAAUAUUUGAAAAGACGUAUUUGAAAAAUCAUACAUUUUUAUUGGAGACAUCGAAUUUCGAAAAAUCAAAAUUUAUUAAUCUUUUGCGCUUCAUUUUUGAGAUAUCGUAAAUCUGAAAGGAUUAAAAAUUGCAACGAACGAAAAAGAAAGGGAAACAGAUAUUCAAAAUUCGGAGAGUUUCGAGUUAGAAAAAAAAUGGCAAGAAGGAAUUUUCAUGAAAAUAGUUGAGCAUUCUCGAAUACUUCAAUAAUUUUCUUUUCUUCCUUGAUUAAUUUUUAGGAAAUCGAAGUUUCACGCGCAAAGUAUCGAAAACGAUUUUCCACGAGCGCGUGGCCGAAACAUCGGCGCACUUUCUCCACCGACAGGGAUCCACCGGAACGAAUCAAAGAGGAACAUUGCUCGUAAAUCGAAAAGGGCGGCCCCGCCCGCCCAACCCAUUUCGGGACAAAAUUUCGGGAAACAAUUUCCACCGUUGCAUUCAAUCUGCCCUUUCUAUUUCGCAGAUUAAAGAUCAUCCUCCCGCCGUUUGGCCACGGGGAACGCGGAUAAAAAAAAAUUACUCCGUGCGAAUUUCUGUGCGAAGGUAACGGUUCGAAAUCCGGCUAUUUUCGGCCCGGGAUUAGGAGUUAAGAGCCAUGAUACGUUUCACGCGGCCAACACAUCGUGUGCCAUCGUACCUUUGCGAACACGAUCUUGUACAAAUUUUCUGUUCUCGAGGUGGACAGGUAUUCCGUAUUUCGUAAAAGCUUUCACAGAAUGAAGCGAACCGUGGUAUCGAGAAUAUAAAAUAAGAGAAAUUCCAUUUCAAUUUCAUUUUCUAUUUCGAAAAUAGAAUUCUUUCCGUUUAUAUUUCAAUAAUUUUAAUAACGAUUGCUAUAAUUAUACCUGCGUCAUCGGUUUUCAUUCGAUUUCUAGUAAGUAAUAAAUAUAUCAUUUCUUACAUCGACGGCAUACGAGAUCGAUAAAUUAACGACAAUUCUACUUUUCUUUCUUUCUUUUACAGCCCAGCCUUUACUUCGUCCAAACUAAACAUUUCUCUCAUUCGAAAAUAAAAAUAUUUCGUCGAAAUAUUCCGUUCCUAUUCCAACGGUUAUCGAUUAUUAAAAUUUAAAACGAAUUGAACCAAAAUUAAAUUUAAUUAUCCCUCUUCCGACAACUACGUAAUUGUAAAUGAAGUUUUUUUUUUUCCAGCCCGAAAAACAGUCCAUUUCUCGCGUAACAUCGGCUCGAUGGACCAGUGGCGUCUAAUUUGCGAAUUAACCGCGGCCUCUUCGCAGCCAACCCUCCCUCCCCGUUCUGCGUGUGCGACACGCGUGCACACGCAACGAUAAAUCAAUAAAGCGUGCAUACGUACGUCGUGGUGCGCUUUCUCCUGCAUGCCGCGUUAUCUCUCUGUCUCUUUCGAGCUCGACGCAUUGUAACUGGGGCAAAGUGUCGAGAGGGAAACGGUUCCUCGGAUGUAUCGAUAAGAGGCGAGCCGAUAAGAUUGAGCAAAUUGUCGGAUUAUUAGCGUAUGAGUGAUCAGUGAGAGAGAUAGGUAGAUCGAUACCGGUUUGAUAGAUUUUUGUUCAGAUAAAAGGGGAAUUGAAAAAGAUUGAUGUAUAAUUUUUCGAACGAGGCGCAAACUGCAUUACGAUUAAUCAACGGUUCGCGGAGGAAGAAUGGCAGGGAGGGUGGAGGCAGAUUUUUCACAGUCGAUAUUUCGUAUAGGAAAUUGAUUUCAAAUGUUUCGAGAAACGUGACAAGCGUUCGUUAUUUUUUAUCGGCAGUAUUUUAUUUCAAAUGGAGAUUGGUAAGUUUUUAUCUUCGAGGCGAUUGUCCGACAAUUCUCGAGAAUUUUGCUUUAUCCAACCUUCCCCAGAAGUGUUUUUCUCUCGAGUCGAUCGUUCGAGAGAAUAAUCUUUUUUUACUUUCAAAGUGAGAGAUUACACGUGAGAAUAAUUUGAGAGUUGCUCUCGAAGAAUAAUAAUCCUUGAACCAUCCAAUGUCCAAUCCAUAUUUUCCAUAUUUUCACUUUGAUAACGUAACAUCAAAUAAAUUAAAAUACCGGGGGCACGAGGGGAAAAAAGGGAUGGAUUUUUUCCCCCUUUUUCGAUAUCCAAAGAGGGAUAUCCUCGACCUCCGCGAAAUAUUACAUCGCAUACUUUGUAAAUCUUCGUAUUAGACGGACCACCGGAUUCUCGGGAAUUUAUCGUGCACGAAAUAAAAGGGCUGGAGAUGAGACCCUCCCCUCUCCAUCCCCUUCCACACAUAUUAUAUUCGCGUAAACGAAAGCCGGAUACGGAUACGUGUGGAACCGAGCGGAAUUUACGUUCUAACCGCGAGACAGGAUGCACGGUAAUAUUUUAGACGAUCAAGCAAUCGAUGCUUUUCUCUCCACUCUUGAUCCUCCACCCACAGAUCCUCCGAUAGAUUUCCAAUAGCUACGGUUUCUCGCUGUGAAUCUCGUACGAAUCGCGAUUUAUCUACGAGUAAUUUCGAGAGCUGGAGAGACUUCUCGUUUCUUCUUCAAUUUUUCUUCUUUCGUUUCGUUUUAUUCGCUCGUUUCGUGAAGUUGUAUUACACCUCGCCGUGUUUCUCCUUCGAAAGAAAGAAAGCAAGAACGAAAAUCGUCGAAAAAGAUUCUAUCCUUUAUCCUCGAAAUGAUCGAGAUAUAAAUAUACAUAUGUAUAUUAUAAAUAUAAUAGGGCAAUAUAAAAGGGAGGAGCGAAAGAAUCGUCGAAACGUUUCUCCUCGUUGUUAGUUUCUUAAUUAGAUCGAUGUAAGCGAGCUAAAAAACGAGAAUCGACUUUUUCCUGUAAACGAAACGACUACUUGUGUAAGAUACUUUGCGUAAGAUUUAAGAUCGAUUGAAAAAGGAAAGAGAAAGAAACUACGCUAGCGUGUAAAAAAGAAGAAAGCUUGGCUUCGCUGAGGAGCGAGGAGAAUAGAGGAAGAAAAAAUUAAAAAAGAAAAAAAAAAGGGAGGAGGAAAUACCGUGAAUCCGUAAAAAGCAACGUACUAAGUAAUUAUGAAUAAUGUCGUUUACCAAUUAAAUAAUGUUAACGAAAAAAACUACUGUACGUGUACGUCGGCGAUCUCGCCUUAGGCGGUCGGCCGAGAUUUUUUGCAAACCAAAUUUUUUCCAUGAAUCUCUCUGUGUGUGUGUCAGUAACUUAAUUAUCUUAUCAUUACGUACACACGAUGUUAAAUUAAGGAUAAGGGAAAUUUUGCAUUUUUCGAAGCGAAAGGAUAUUACACGAGGACAGCGAGCCGCGUCGUGUGACGUACGACGAAAGGGAAAGCGAUUUCGAUGGUGUUGAUUAAAAAGAAAAAAAAAAAGAAAGAAAAAAAAAAGAAAAAAAAAAUGUUAGAGAAGAAAAUGUUUUAAGAAGCAAGAACGAUCAUUCUAAUUGAUUAAAAUUAAUUAAUAUUCGUAACGUUCGUACCGUCUUAUAUAAAUAAUCUUAAGCGAUCACUAAAUAACGCGACUAAUAAUAACGUUGUCGAGAGAAAUUAAAUAAUGAAUUAACGAACGACACGAUACUUUGUAUUUAUACACAUUGUACACAGAUAUGUAUAUUGUUACUAAUAUUAUUCUUAUUAUUAUUAACAGA